Molecule: messenger RNA, 1580 nt
Organism: Dunckerocampus dactyliophorus (ringed pipefish)
Lineage: Eukaryota; Metazoa; Chordata; Actinopteri; Syngnathiformes; Syngnathidae
Gene: oxa1l
Product: OXA1L mitochondrial inner membrane protein
Exons: 11
Coding region: 24-1520 (498 amino acids)
Biological process (GO): protein insertion into mitochondrial inner membrane from matrix; mitochondrial respiratory chain complex IV assembly
Cellular component (GO): mitochondrial inner membrane
Molecular function (GO): membrane insertase activity
Source: RefSeq, a predicted model, not a curated record
GCUUUACGUAAUUUCCUGUCAAGAUGGCUGCCAUCAGGAGCGGGUUAACUCCGGGUAGCUUAGCAAGAUGUUUCCUCAGACAGAGUGGACAACAGAGAGGCGGCAAUCAUCCUCUUCCUCACAUUUGCCACCGCUUGCCACAAAGGUCCCAUCUGCACACCGUGUUUGACUUCAACAGUGUGGCCGCCAGCACGUCACUACUGGGCCGCCGACGCCAUGGGAGGCUUCUUUGUGUGACGGCUGUGGCGGUCCGACACAGCAGCUCCCAGUUCCCAACUGAUGGCACAGGCCUGGCUGUUUCUGAGGGAGGCCCAGUUGUGGCGUCCCCCCCUACCUCCUUCCCAGCUGAAACCGCCCCUGUCCUUCCUCAAGCAAUACCUGAACAGAUCACGCUCCAACCUGUUUCCGUGGCCACGGCAGAUGACUUGGCCCCUUCCCCCAUCUUGGAUUCUGUUCAACCCACGCCGGUUUUGACACAGGCCACAUUAGAGUCUGCGAUUGAUUUGGCGCCGGCCGCUGUUGAGGUCCUGCAGGCUGUAAAUACAGAAGUCCGUCUAGCAGAGCUGGGACUGGCUGGCCACACUCCUGUGGGUUUGAUCCAGAACUUGUUGGAGUUCAUGCACAUGGAUCUGGGUCUACCCUGGUGGGGAGCCAUUGUUGUCGGAACAGUCGUGGCUCGUCUAAUCGUGUUUCCAGUCAUUGUGAAGGGCCAGCGGGAGGCGGCCAAACUGAACAAUGUCAUGCCAGAGAUGACCAAGCUCACUACCAGGAUGACAGAGGCCAAGCAAAGCGGAAACAAAUUUGAAUUCGCCAAAGCCUACACCGACCUGACCUUGUUCCAGAAGAAGCAUGACGUUAACCCCAUGCGUGGCUUCCUGGUUCCUCUGGUGCAGGCACCCAUCUUCAUCUCUUUCUUCAUCGCGCUGAGGAAGAUGUCCUACUUGCCGGUGCCCAGCAUGCAGACUGGAGGGAUGUUGUGGUUUAUGGAUCUGACGGCAGCAGAUCCCUUCUACAUCCUGCCCUUAGCCGUCACUGGAACCAUGUUCUUCAUUCUGGAGCUGGGUGCCGAGUCUGGUGUGGACAACCCCAACCUGCGCGCCAUGAAGACCGUGUUCCGGAUAAUGCCCUUCGUCAUUCUCCCACUCACCAUCAACUUCCCCACAGCUGUGUUCACCUACUGGCUGACCUCCAACUGCUUCUCCCUGGCUCAAGUGGCCCUGCUCAGACACCCGCUCAUCCGAGACAAGCUGAGGAUCCCCGAGCGUAUCAAACACCCGCCCUCGGCUCUGCCACAGAACGACGGCUUCUUUGCCAGUAUGAAGAAGGGAUGGAAGGACGCACAGUUGGCCCAGCAGCUGCAGGAGCGGGAAAGACGCAUCAAAAAUCACCUGGACCUUGCUGCCAAAGGUCCACUGAGACAGACUUUUACCCACAAUCCUCUGCAGCAAACUCCUGCAGUGGCCGCUAAAGACAAGAAAGCCUCAAGCAAGGAAAGGCCGUGGAAGGACUUCCUUGGAUAACCUGUGUACAUAUUUAAUGCUUGCCACUGCGAAAUUAAAAUGUAAACCUGUUUCAAAUCA